Columba livia (rock pigeon) is the source of this 1434-nucleotide messenger RNA. RefSeq names its product trichohyalin-like. NCBI's taxonomy places the organism in Eukaryota, Metazoa, Chordata, Aves, Columbiformes, Columbidae. The record is from RefSeq and is a predicted model, not a curated record. The transcript is spliced from 4 exons. The annotation marks the transcript as partial.
AAUGAAAGAAGAAAGAAAGAAGAAAGAAGGAAGAGAGAAAGAAGAAAGAAACAAGAAAGAAAGAAAGUAGAAAGAAGAAAGAAGGAAGAGAGAAAGAAGAAAGAAACAAGAAAGAAAGAAAGAAGAAAGAAAAGAAGAGAGAAAGAAGAAAGAAAGAAAGUAGAAGGAAGGAAAGAAGAAAGAAGAACGAAAGAAGAAAGAAGAAAGAAAGAAGAAAGAAGAAGAAAGAAAGAAGAAAGAAAGAAGAAAGAAAGAAGAAAGGAAGAAGAAAGAAAGAAGAAAGAAAGAAGAAAGAAAGAAGAAAGGAAGAAGAAAGAAAGAAGAAAGAAAGAAGAAAGAAAGAAGAAAGGAAGAAGAAAGAAAGAAGAAAGAAAGAAAGAAGAAAGAAAGAAGAAAGAAAAAGAAAGAAAGAAGAAAGAAAGAAGAAAGGAAGAAGAAAGAAAGAAGAAAGAAAGAAGAAAGGAAGAAGAAAGAAAGAAGAAAGAAAGAAAGAAGAAAGAAAGAAGAAAGAUAGAAGAAAGAAAGAAGAAAGAAAGAAGAAAGAAAGAAGAAAGAAGGAAAGAAGAAAGAAGAAAGUAAGAAAGAAGUAAGAAAGAAGAAAGAAAGAAAGAAGAAAGAAAGAAAGAAGAAAGAAAGAAGAAAGAUAGAAGAAAGAAAGAAGAAAGAAAGUAAGAAGAGAGAAAGAAGAAAGAAAGAAGAAAGAAAGAAGAAGAAAGAAGAAAGAAAGAAACAAGAAAGAAAGAAGAAAGAAAGAAAGAAGAAAGAAGAAAGAAAGGAAGAAGAAAGAAAGAAGAAAGAAAGAAGAAAGGAAGAAGAAAGGAAGAAGAAAGAAAGAAGAAAGAAAGAAGAAAGAAAGAAAAAGAAAGAAGAAAGAAAGAAAGAAGAAAGAAAGAAGAAAGAAAGAAGAAAGAAGAAAGAAAGAAAGAGAAGAAAGAAGAAAGAAAGAGAGAGAAGAAAGAAGAAAGAAAGAAAGAAGAAAGAAAGAAGAAAGAAAGAAGAAAGAAAGAAAGGAGAAAGAAAGAAGAAAGAAAGAAGAAAGAAAGAAGUAAGAAAGAAGUAAGAAAGAAGAAAGAAAGAAAGAAGAAAGAAAGAAGAAAGAAAGAAGAAAGAAAGAAGAGAGAAAGAAGAAAGAAAGAAGAAAGAAGAAAGAAGAAAGAAAGAAGAAAGAAAGAAGAAAGAAGAAAGAAAGAAAGAAGAAAGAAGAAAGAAGAAACAAAGAAAGAAAGAAAGAAGAAAGAAGAAAGAAGAAAGAAGAAAGAAAGAAGAAAGAAAGAAGAAAGAAAGAAGAAAGAAAGAAAGAAACAAGAAAGAAAGAAGGAAGAAAGAAAGAAGGAAGAAAGAAAGAAGAAAGAAAGAAAGAAAAGAAAGAAAGAAGAAAGAAAGAAGAAAGAAAGAAGAAAGAAAGAAGAAAGAAAGAAGAAAGAAAGAAGAGAG